Molecule: messenger RNA, 2085 nt
Organism: Closterium sp. NIES-65
Lineage: Eukaryota; Viridiplantae; Streptophyta; Zygnematophyceae; Desmidiales; Closteriaceae
Source: the annotation of a GenBank genome assembly
AUGGGUGUGGUCGUACCUAAUCAACCCGCGGCUAGGGUCACUAAGCAUGGAGCCGUCGUGGAUUCUGGAGCGGAGAAUCACAACACAAAGCUGACACGGAUGCAGGUGGAGCACUACGGCAUGAAGAGGGAUCUUGCGAUCUGGAAAGCAGCAGUCACCGCCGUCGGAGCGGCGAUGGGUUACAGUGUCGAUCAGCUCCUUGCAGGAGCUGCACACGUCUUGCCGGCGCAAGGUUUUGAAGGGGGCGCGGCGACACCUGGGGGCAGCCGGUCCACUGCACCCUCCACCCCCAACCCCCGUGCAGCAACGCAGCUUUGCACUACCGACAGCCCCGGUUCCAAAGGAGGAUCUGCUGAGAGCGUAGCAGUGGACGGUGCAGGCAGUGGCACAGUCAAGCUAGGGGUGGUUCAUCCCAGCCCCUGCGCGCUACCCGUGCCUGCCGCUCCGAGGUGGUCGAUAAAUGGCACAGAGGGAAGUAUGCACGUCACGCACCAGGCAGAGCCGGCGGUGGCUCAUGCAUGUGGAGCAAGGCUCGUGGUGCUGGCUAUGCCGGCAAAGAAAAAACGAGAAGACCCGCAUGCGUCGGGGGCAGAUGCUGAGGGCGGCGCUACUACUUGCAAGAGCAAGGGUAAGGGACAGGGUCGUAGUUCACAGUACAAGGGUGUGCGCAGGGAGAAGCGCGGUAGGUGGAGCGCCAAGAUUUUGUUCCGAGAGAAGAAUAAGAAGAAGCGGACGCAGAUGAGGCUGGGUGUGUACAAUAAGGAGCUGGAGGCUGCCACGGCGUACGCAGCAGCGGUGCACGUGGUCAAAGAUGGUAAGCGCGUGUCAGGCAUAGUGGAGCUGAUGGAUGAGGAGAAGGGUAUGCUGGAGGGGUGCACGUUGGCAGCUGUCAAGCGGCUGGUUAGGAGCCGUCAGUGGUUCCGAUGGCAGGAGUGGAAGACGGCACUAGUGGACUGCACGGAGGAGGAGACAGCAGAGGACGGCGAUGAGCACUCCGACUCGCAAGAUGAUGACGCGGGGGAUGCAGCCGGAUGUGCCGUGGAGGAAGGAGAUGAGGUGAUUGAGUUGGAUGGGGAAGGGUUGGGCGACGCAGAGGGAACGGCCGGGCGGGGCAUACCUCAUGAACUCAAUGAGGACGCUGCUGCAGCGAUGGGAGGUGUGGCUAGUGCGGCCCAUGGUGCAUCGCAAGUUUCGCCGAAUGCGGCGGUCGCGUCUAGCGUCGGUGCGAGCGAUGAGGAUGUGGGUAGCGAUGGCGAAGGGGAGGCUGCGCCUGUCCGAUCCAAGGCUGUUGCCUCCGUUAUGGCCGAAGAGCCUAGCGCGGCAAAAGGAAAGGCUGCGGCGUCUCCGCUUAAACCGGUGGCUAACAACCCCUUUGAGGCAAUGCCCUCCGCAUCUGCGCAGCUGUCAAGUGGAUCUCGUCAGGAUGAGACGGUUGCCGAUGACGCCGUCGUGAUUAGCCGCGCCGACCUCGAGGCGCUGAAGACGGCGAGAGACGAGGGCGAGCGUCGGAUUGCGCGGCUGGAGGCGCUGCUGCUGGCCAUAAACGAGAGGGAAACACACAACAAGAGGCCGAGGGGUCUGAGGGAGGAACGGGUGCAGGGUGAUGCGUGGCCGCGCAAGCGCAGGCGGGUCGAAUCGGGCUCGGAGGACGCAACAUCGGAGGAGGGAGAGGAAGAAGAUGCGGAGGCGGAGCCAGUGAGGGCACGCCGUGUGGUCCGGCGGCGCCACAUGACAGUGUCGAGCUCACCCAUACUUCAUGAGGCAUUUGAUUUCCUGCCGUCCGGCAAAGCAUGGAAGGUUACCGACACGGUUCUUAACUGGGACAAGCGCAAGGCCCGCCUAUCAAACUCUGCUGGUGGCAACGCGGAGGUGGUGAACGGCCUCCACCAGGUCGCCGAGGGGGCAGUGGCGCAAGCGAUCCAAGACUUCAAGCCCAAGUACGAUGCUGAUGCCCAGGCGUGGGUAUGGGGGGAGCACGGGCUGAUGCUGUCCUCGUGCGGGCUAGAGCACUUGAUUCGAGGCCGUUACGCGCAGAGGGCGCCAAUCGUGGAAGACGGUGGUUCGGUUUCUCUGGGCACUGAUUGA